GUCACCGAGUUCCAGGUGACAGACAGCCCAGAGGCCAAGGAGCAGGUACUGGCCAACCUGGCCAACUUCGCCUACGAUCCCAAAAACUACGAGUACCUCCGGCAGCUUCAAGUCCUGGAUCUGUUCCUUGAUACGCUCACUGAAGACAGUGACACCCUCGUGGAGUUUGCAAUUGGUGGUCUUUGUAACCUCUGCCUGGAUAAAACUAACAAAGACUACAUCUUGGAGGCAAGUGGGGUAGAGCCCAUAAUCAACUGCCUCUCCAGCUCCAAUGAGGAGACAGUCAUGUCAGCAGUCACGACGCUGAUGUACCUGACAACGCCGCAGUCGCGCCAGCAGACCACGGCUCUCCCAGUGGUGGAGUGCAUGCUUCGCUUCUCUCUCUCAGCCAGCAGAAGGCUAAGCAAUCUGGCAACCGUCUUCCUGGAGGAUUACUGCACACCGUUGCAAGUGGAAGAGGCCAGGAAUCUAAGCAAACACACAGCGGUGGGGAUUCCUCUCCCCAAGGACUGA
Molecule: messenger RNA, 513 nt
Organism: Pelecanus crispus (Dalmatian pelican)
Lineage: Eukaryota; Metazoa; Chordata; Aves; Pelecaniformes; Pelecanidae
Source: RefSeq, a predicted model, not a curated record